AUGAAAACGAAGUAUACAAAAAUAUUAAUUAUUUCGUUCGGUAGGAUUGACAUCAUUUUGACAAUAUUACUCCUGUUAAUCUUCACCAAGACAGACAGUUGUGGAAAUGACUGUUGUAAUGGUUUAGUGUGGAAUCAGGAACUUAAAAGCUGUAUAAACUGUGAAAUUGGAUUUACGGGUACCUACUGUGACAUUCCAUGUCGCUAUCCUGCAUAUGGAUAUUUAUGUCAAAAAUCAUGCAAUUGCAAAGAAAUAUUUUGCAAUUUCUCAACUGGAUGUGAAGUUGGAUCACCGACUUUUGAACCACCAUCCCCAUCAACAACCAAGAAAUCAACAAAAACAAUGUUGUCAUCAACUACAAGUAUACAGCUCAAAACUAUUUAUUGUGACAUUGGUUUUAUUGGUCUCUACUGUAACAUCUCAUGUCGCUAUCCAUCCUAUGGGUAUUCAUGUCAGAAGUCAUGUAAUUGUGAACAGAAGUUUUGUAAUUUCUCCAUUGGAUGUGAAGCUGGGUCUCCAACUAUUGAACAACCAUCCCCAUCACCAACAGAGAAAUCAACGUCUACAAUGCUGUCAUCUGCUUCAGGAGAGUCAUCAUACAGCAGUAGUAUGGAAUUUUAA
This is a messenger RNA of Saccostrea echinata, 621 nucleotides long. RefSeq names its product scavenger receptor class F member 1-like. Lineage: Eukaryota; Metazoa; Mollusca; Bivalvia; Ostreida; Ostreidae. The record is from RefSeq and is a predicted model, not a curated record. The coding region runs from base 1 to 621 and encodes 206 amino acids. The transcript is spliced from 7 exons.